Messenger RNA from Talaromyces marneffei, 483 nucleotides. RefSeq lists its product as uncharacterized. The transcript is spliced from 3 exons. The coding region runs from base 1 to 483 and encodes 160 amino acids. The record is from RefSeq and is a predicted model, not a curated record. Lineage: Eukaryota; Fungi; Ascomycota; Eurotiomycetes; Eurotiales; Trichocomaceae.
AUGAUCCUUUUGAACCUUGUCCUUCGUAUCUGGGUUAUGGCAUUUCAGUCUCUUCAGAUCAACUAUAUAUACUCCGCUCAUUUAACUACCUCACAACCAAAGAUGGCACCCUCCAAAUUCAUCGAAAUCCUAGACAACACAACCAACCCCAUCGCCCAACAACACCAAAUGUCCGACUCGGACGUCAAACUCGAAGACGUCCUCGCAGAUCAAGAAGCUACCAUCCAACAACACCAAAGAUCUCGCUCCUCAACACAGUCAUCAUCAUCACGGAAGAGUCAUGAAUAUACCAAUACCAGCAGCAACCACAACAACAACAGCAACAACCCGCGGCUGUCGAUGAGUCGUGAUGCGGUAGUAGUUGAUUCGCAGAGCUCUUCCUCAUCAGCCUCAUCGUCACCAUCAUCAUCAUCGACAACAUCGCCGGCGCCGAAGGUGAAGAGGCUGAGGAGGUUUACGUUAACCGGCGGUUUUGGACGGUAA